This is a messenger RNA of Brassica oleracea var. oleracea, 1214 nucleotides long. RefSeq names its product ras-related protein RABG3c-like. NCBI's taxonomy places the organism in Eukaryota, Viridiplantae, Streptophyta, Magnoliopsida, Brassicales, Brassicaceae. The transcript is spliced from 8 exons. Gene Ontology annotation, molecular function: GTP binding; GTPase activity. Gene Ontology annotation, biological process: phagosome-lysosome fusion. The coding region runs from base 53 to 967 and encodes 304 amino acids. Gene Ontology annotation, cellular component: phagocytic vesicle; late endosome; lysosome. The record is from RefSeq and is a predicted model, not a curated record.
AUUAAUCAUUUCUAUGUGUUAGUUUUGUUUGCAGUUUGCUUACACUCAAGCAAUGGUUUUACCCAUUUUAGUUGUUGGUGACAGAGGGGUUGGUAAAUCAUCUUUGAUUAACAGGUUUGUCAAUCGCGAGCUUACGGCUAAGAUUGAUGGCGCUCUGGUAAGACGGAUGAAUAUUGAUGAUCAGAUCUCGAAGUUGAAGAUUUGCGAGGAUAACUUGUGUCCUUAUCCACGCGAUCGAAUCUGUUGCUGUGUCCUUGUCUUUGAUGUCAAUGACAGAGCAUCAUUUGACAGUCUCAACAAGCACAUUGACCAGUUCGUUUUUGAGGCUCUACCAGAUGCCUAUAAGUUCAAGUAUGUUGUCUUGGGAAACAAGGUUGACAUUCAGCGUCCACGAGCUGUUACGGAAUCAGAAGCACGUGAAUGGUGUUACCUGAACAGAGAUGCUCUUUACUUUGAGACAUCCGCCGUAGAAGAAAACAGUGUGGAGGUGGUUUUAUUGCAAAUAGCAAGAUGCGCCAUCGGGUAUGCCCCUCAUGCACCUGCACCACUCUUCAAUUUGCAGGAUGUCGUUCUGGAAAAUGAUUUGAGUCAUUUGAGUGUAGUGUUCUUUUUAUCCCGUGAACGGAUGUUGAAAGCAUCUGAAGUACACCUGAUACAAGAUCAUUUACUUUUCCUAUACGUAUAUAAAUCAACGACCCCUAAGCUGACACCAGGACUGUUCCUUACGAAAAGAAAGUAUUGGAAUAAAGAUGUUGCAGACAUCAUGCAUGGUCACAACUGGGAGACAAUUACUGAAUCGACUGUGUAUUCUCAAUUGGAGAUCGAUGACAGCAGAGGUCCAGUGGAAGUAAGUUUUGCAUCAUGGAGACGUGACAAUGAUUCACCCAGGAUGGAUAGGUAUAUCUACCUUCUCGCAGACGCAAACCGAAACAAUGACAUGUGUCUCGUCCACUACAUGAGCCGUUAAAGAAGUGGCGGAAUAAGAGUAUUAUGUAAAACUUAUGCGUUGAACAAAGUCUAGAGUAUUAUGCAAAAACUUAUGCGUUGAACAAAGUCUGUCGAAAAGAGUCUUUUAGCUAUCCAUAUGCAAAAACUUAUGCGUUGAACAAAGUCUGUAGAAAAGAGUCUUAGCUAUCCAUCUACUAACUAUUUUUAUGCUAAAUUGAUAUGACGUUCUCUUUUUUUUUUCUUUAAAAGAAAAGAAGACUUGAAUU